Messenger RNA from Scheffersomyces coipomensis, 711 nucleotides. RefSeq names its product retromer subunit. The transcript is spliced from 2 exons. Gene Ontology annotation, biological process: intracellular protein transport; retrograde transport, endosome to Golgi. Lineage: Eukaryota; Fungi; Ascomycota; Pichiomycetes; Serinales; Debaryomycetaceae. Gene Ontology annotation, cellular component: endosome; retromer complex. The record is from RefSeq and is a predicted model, not a curated record. Bases 1 to 711 code for a protein of 236 amino acids.
AUGUUGACCUUAGCAAUUGGGGAUCUAUAUAUCCCGGAGAGAUCGGUAGAUAUACCAUCCAAAUUCCGUAAGUUAUUAAGUCCCAAUCCAAACUCAAUACCAUCAAACAAUAAAAUAUCUGAAGUUAUAUGUUUGGGGAAUAUAAUCAAUUCCAAUGAUAUAUUGAAAUUUUUAUAUAAUUUAUCGAAUUCAUUCCAUUUAGUCAAGGGAGAGUUCGAUGAUUCACAGAUAUUAUCACAACAAUUGCUUGCAAUCAGUAACAAAGAUAAGCCAAUACCUUUACACAAUGUUAUUGUCCAUGAUAAUUUAAGAAUUGGAUUUACCAAUGGUUACCAAAUAGUUCCAAAAAAUGAUCCAUUAGCUUUACUGAAUGUGGCAAGAGAACUCGAUGUGGAUAUUUUGAUUUGGGGCGGGACCCAUAAGGUCGAAGCUUAUACUCUUGAUGGUAGGUUCUUUAUAAAUCCAGGUAGUGCAACUGGUGCUUAUACCUUUGAUUGGCCAGAACAAGAUGAUGCUCAAGAUAUAGAAGAUGAACUGGAUCUUUUAACGAAUUCAAUCGAUGUUGAAGUCUUAAAUGAAGUCAUUGAAUCAGAUGCAAUCAUUCCUUCAUUCUGUUUAUUAGAUACACAAGGUUCAACUUGUACCUUAUAUAUUUACACCUACUUAGGGGGAGAAGUCAAAGUUGAUAAAGUUACCUACACGAAAGAAUAA